This is a messenger RNA of Bombina bombina (fire-bellied toad), 1455 nucleotides long. Its product is annotated as b(0,+)-type amino acid transporter 1-like. Lineage: Eukaryota; Metazoa; Chordata; Amphibia; Anura; Bombinatoridae. The transcript is spliced from 6 exons. The record is from RefSeq and is a predicted model, not a curated record. Bases 1 to 1455 code for a protein of 484 amino acids. Gene Ontology annotation, biological process: amino acid transmembrane transport. Gene Ontology annotation, cellular component: membrane. Gene Ontology annotation, molecular function: L-amino acid transmembrane transporter activity.
AUGGAGAAAAGUAUAAAGAAUGAUAACCCACUUUCCUGUAACGAACAGGUGGAAAAUAAAGAUGAAAAGGUUCACCUAAAACGUCAGAUUGGACUGGUUAGUGCAGUGUCACUGAUUACAGGCACAAUGAUUGGUUCAGGUAUCUUCAUGUCCCCACAGUGGGUGCUGUUCUACAUGGGUAGCCCCGGUGCCAGCCUUUUAAUAUGGGCUGCUUGCGGUGUGCUGGCAAUGCUGGGGGCUCUGUCGUAUGCAGAACUUGGAACUGUCAUUAAGGAAUCUGGAGGAGAAUACAUAUAUAUCUUAAGAACCUUUGGACCUCUCCCUGCUUUCCUUCUAGCGUACACAUCUGUUAUAGUGGUGAGACCUGCCAGCAUUGCAGGGAUAGCUCUCAGCUUUGCCGAGUAUGUUGUGGCUAACUUUUACCAAGAUUGUCAAUCACCAGAAGUGGUGAUAAAGUGCACAGCUGCUGUUUGCAUACUUGUAUUGAGCAUUAUUAAUUGUCUUAAUGUUAGACUCGCUACUUCUAUUAUGAAUAUUUUCACUGCAGCUAAACUGAUGGUGCUUUUGGUUAUAAUAGUGGGAGGGAUUGUAUUUCUUAUCAAGGGAAACACACAGGUGUUAGACAAUGCCUUUGCUAACACAGUCAAUGGUUUUGGACCUGUAGGAGUGGCCUUUUACCAAGGACUCUGGUCUUAUGAUGGAUGGAACAACCUGAACUAUGUGACUGAAGAACUGAAGAAUCCUGAGGUCAAUCUCCCACGAGCUGUGAUGAUUGCGAUUCCACUGGUGACAUUUGUCUAUUUACUGGUAAAUGUCAGCUAUUUUGCAGCUAUGACCCCUAGUGAAUUUCUCUCAUCAGAUGCUGUUGCCAUCAGUUGGGGGAUAAAGGUGCUGGGCAGCUGGGCAUGGCUCAUCUCUCUGGGAGUUGCAAUGUCUACAUUUGGAUCAGCAAAUGGAACGUUUUUUAGUGGGGGACGACUGUGCUAUGUGGCAGCAAGAGAGGGGCAUUUGCCAGAUGCGCUAUCAAUGGCCCAUGUCAAGCGCUUCACACCUUCCCCGGCACUCAUAUUUACAACAGUCAUCUCAUUAAUAAUGAUCAUCCCAGGAAACUUCAGCAGCAUUGUAAAUUUCUUCAGUUUUACAGCCUGGUUUUUCUAUGGUAUUACAAUUGCUGGUCUCCUGUACCUAAAGAUUAAGAAGCCAGAACUUCCAAGGGUAUAUAAGGUUCCAAUUAUCAUCCCUAUUAUUGUGCAGAUCGCCUCUGUAUUCCUUGUUAUUGCUCCAAUUGUCGGAAGUCCCCAGAUGGAGUAUCUUUACGUUGCUUUAUUUAUUCUCAGUGGAAUUAUAAUUUACAUUCCCUUUAUCCACUACCGCUGGUCACCAAAAUGCUUUCGAUCAAUUACUCUUCAUAUUCAGCUUCUGCUUGAGGUUGCACCAUCUGAUAAAAACAAAUGA